This is a messenger RNA of Momordica charantia (bitter melon), 1531 nucleotides long. Its product is annotated as pollen-specific LRR extensin-like protein. The record is from RefSeq and is a predicted model, not a curated record. Lineage: Eukaryota; Viridiplantae; Streptophyta; Magnoliopsida; Cucurbitales; Cucurbitaceae.
CUCAAACAAACAGAGCCCCCAACAUCUCUUCUUCUCCAGCCCAGAAAAGGGAAAAACCAGACUUCUUCUUCUACAUCCAAAACUGGUGGCGGUGAACGAUGAUUCCGAUUUCCAAAUAAUUUGCCUACAUUAUUGGCUCUCCAAACCCUAAUGAUCGUAGAAUCCGUAAUUUUGUGCUUCAAUUUCUUGCUCAAAAACUGUUGAAGCUGCCUUGAUGGGCGUCGAAUCGAACUCUGCGGCACCGCCACCACCAUCGUCGUCUUCUACACCUUCUCCGAGCGCGAAGCGAGCCAGAGAUCCCGAAGAUGAAGUUUAUCUCGACAAUUUCCACUCUCAUAAGCGCUACCUCAGUGAGGUACCCUUUUGCGCCCUCAAUUUACAAUAAUGGCUUCUAGUUUGAAUGGAUUGACGGUUGGGGACCCCCUCCCUGAGAAUCUCAUGGAUUCUCCUGCAAGGUCGGAAUCCAUGCUUUAUCUAAGGGAUGAAAUGUCCUGGCAAUAUUCUCCUAUGUCUGAAGAUUCAGAUGACUGCCGUUUUUGUGAGACAUCCACAAACUUAUUUCCUUUGCAGUCUGACAGUGUACCUACCAGUCCAGUCUCGCCAUAUCGAUAUCAAAGACCGUUCAGCACGGUGACUCCUUCAACAAGUACUAAUAAUAAUUCACUUGGAUGUUCUACUAGUCCCGUCCCUGGCUUGCAACCACAUCAACGUGGAUCAGAUUCUGAGGGCCGUUUCCCGUCAUCUCCCAGCGACAUAUGCCACUCGGCAGACUUGAGAAGGGCUGCGCUCUUGCGUUCUGUUCAAAUGAGAGCACAACCUCCUGGUCCAUCAUCUAUGGAGUUGCCAUAUUGCUCAAUGACUGAGCCUGGACCUAAUAUAGAAGCUGAGGAGCGGCCAUGUGCUUUCACAAAAUCGUUAGUCAAUGAAAGAGUAUAUCAACUUGAGGAAUGCUCCACAAUGAGAGUGUCCGAACCCGAAUAUAACCAACAGAAACCGUGCAAGGACUUGAACAGGAAUAUGAAGGAUAGUGAAUCCGGAGAGUCGUAAAUGCUCGAAAAUGUACAUAGGAAAAUCUCUUCUAACAUCACAAAUGGGACACAUUGCUGCUGUGGGAUUGAAAGUGUUUUGGUCAGUCCCAUGGAAGUUCUCUUUUUUACAUUUGCUGCCAAAUUUACUCGCUUUUGCUCGUUCAGGGAUGGUUUGGUUUUCUGCUAGGUUCUCUCUCGGGUGUGCGGUGGCUUGCACCAUCUUGUUGAGCAUGCAUAGAAGCUACAGUUUAUCUAUUUGGUACGAUCAAAGUAUGAAGCCGAGAGAAGACGUUUUGCUGAGCUAAUUUUGUAGAUAAAAUGGCCGCAAAUUUUCGGGUCAAGAAGUCAGAAGUUGCAAGUGUUCCAUUUCGUUUCAUAUUUGUAAUGCUGUUAUUAACUUAUCGUUGAGUUCUUGUUGUGAUAGCCACAAAGAUUUUACUGGCAAAUUUGAUGGGAAAACGAUGAGAUGAAUAGAGAUGAAAUUACAUAUUGAGUUUCUAUCA